Nakaseomyces glabratus is the source of this 732-nucleotide messenger RNA. RefSeq names its product ribosylnicotinamide kinase (gene NRK1). The record is from RefSeq and is a predicted model, not a curated record. NCBI's taxonomy places the organism in Eukaryota, Fungi, Ascomycota, Saccharomycetes, Saccharomycetales, Saccharomycetaceae. Gene Ontology annotation, cellular component: cytoplasm.
AUGACAAAUUCCGACUCCACACAGGUUGUAUUGGUAAGUUUGAGUGGGUGUUCAAGUAGUGGGAAGACCACGAUAGCGAAGCUGUUGGCCCGAAUUGUGCCUGAUUUGACUUUGAUUCAUGAGGAUGAUUUCUUCAAGCAUGACAAGGAUAUUCCUGUCAACAGUAAAUAUGGCAUUCAGGACUGGGAUUGUGUUGGUGCCUUAGACUUUGAUUCAUUCAGAGCAGAGUUAGAUAAUAUACGACACACUGGCAGAAUUGAUGCAAAGCUUAUACACAACAAUAAUGUUGAUAGCUUAGAUAAGUUUAAUCUAAAUGAGGCGUCUUUACAACCUAUCAGAGAAAAGUUUGAGUCACUACCUGACAAUCUAAGGAUCGUUUUAGUCGAUGGGUUUUUAAUAUACCACGAUAAGAGUGUAGCUUCUAAGUUUGACGUCAGGUUAUUGAUACGUGCUCCUUAUGAGACAUUAAAGAAAAGGCGAGCAGCUAGACCUGGAUAUCAGACAUUGGACUCCUUUUGGGUAGACCCACCAUACUAUUUUGAUGAUUUUGUAUACAAGAACUAUAAAGAGGCCCAUGCACAUCUUUUUAUCGAUAAUAAUGUGGAGGGGCAAUUGAAGUAUGAGCUAAAUGAUUCUAUCAAGGACUUCAAUAAUGAUGAGGAUGUGCAAAUAUCAACUGCUCUCACCUGGGUAUCAGAUCAAAUCGUUAACUACUGUUCGAGUCUUAGAUAA